Molecule: messenger RNA, 1218 nt
Organism: Symbiodinium sp. CCMP2592
Lineage: Eukaryota; Dinophyceae; Suessiales; Symbiodiniaceae
Source: the annotation of a GenBank genome assembly
AUGCACUGGGAUCAUGCCACAUUCGCGCAAGAGCUGCAUUCCUCCAAAGUCAGCAAAGACUAUAAGAGAGUGAAGGCACUCCUGUCGACCGUGGCUGAAGACAACUAUUGGCGGCGGGAGCAUUUUGGUCGAAUACCCCGGACGAUUCCUGCGAGCUACCAUGAAGCUGGCGAAAAGUUCAGGCCGAGAUCGGUGCCGCUUCCUGUGAUCUCAUUUUCCAGGAUGGACACCGCAGAUGCACUUCUAGCGCUGGGAAGGCAACGUGGUCGGAAGGUUUGUGCACUAAACUUCGCAAACGGCAAGGACGCAGGUGGAGGCUACAAGAAUGGGGCCUCCGCACAGGAAGAGGAUCUUUGCAGGCGAAUACCGCUGCUGUACUCUUCCCUGCUCGGUGCGAAGAAAGAGGGGCUCUACCCCUUCGGUCCUCCGACAUGCCCGUCUACGGGCCAGCCAGAGAAGUUUCGAGACGUGCUCUACACAACGAACCUCGUUGUCGGCAGAGCAAGUCAGGAGGAAGGGUAUCGGAUCUUGCACCGGGAUGAGCAAGCCACUGUGUCGCUGGUUGCUGCGGCAGCUCCCAACCUCAAAUUCGGCAGUGAUGUCAACGACGCACAACUGAUCUAUCAGACGAUGGUGAAUAUCUUCAGAGCACCUCAAGUGUGGGAGCCAGGCAUCAACACACUGAUUCUGGGCGCGUGGGGCUGUGGAGCCUUUGGUGGAGACCCCUCCAGGAUCGCUGACCUCUUUUUGCAAGCGCUGCUAAAAGAUGGCUGUGGACAGGGCUACGAGGAGGUGCACUUCGCCAUUCCGCAGUUCACUCCCGAAGAUCCAAAUUACGCAGCUGGGUUCACCUCGCAGGAAAAUGGUAUCCACAGUGUCCACAACGAGCCGAAACGAGUGGCAUCUCGCCACUCUUUCUUGUCUACGACGUGUCCCGAUGAGGAGUCUUUGGCCGCUGGAAUAAGCUUUCCGCCAAACCGCUUGCUCCAUGACCAACACGUUCUUCACAUGGACCAGCUACUCGAGGACCCCCAGAGGUUCUGCAUCAAUGACUCAGCUACUCUUCAGCUAGCUUCAAUGAUAAAUCGGGGUAACUGCUCGAAGCUGGUCUUGCUUCUGCCGGUGGCUAGAACAUGGAAACGGGUGUUGUUGUUUUUGCUAGCGGUGCUUUUGUGCUGUUCGGCUCGGGAGCUGAAGCCCCGGCCAACUCGCAACUGA